Messenger RNA from Dendrobium catenatum, 2654 nucleotides. RefSeq names its product HBS1-like protein. NCBI's taxonomy places the organism in Eukaryota, Viridiplantae, Streptophyta, Magnoliopsida, Asparagales, Orchidaceae. The record is from RefSeq and is a predicted model, not a curated record. Bases 399 to 2384 code for a protein of 661 amino acids. Gene Ontology annotation, molecular function: GTPase activity; GTP binding. Gene Ontology annotation, biological process: translation. The transcript is spliced from 14 exons.
CUCCCUCAAAAUAGGCUGUGGGCUGGGAACACUGGCCCGUUUGCUCCUCGCUUUUUUCUGGAGUAGGCAAGCGAGAUCGACCUCUGGCUUGAGGCGGUCAGAGAGCGAGAGCGAGAGCGAGAGCGAGCGGGAAAUACUGAUAGGUGAGCAGAGUAUAGGCGGUGCAGUGCGAGGAGUAGAAGUAGACGGAUUCUGGUGAUAUCUAGCGUACCAGAGCCGCUGAUUGAGAUAGGAGGCCUCCGGCCACGGGUCGUCGUCGAGCUUUUACCUUCAUCUAGCAUCUUCCUUUCCUUCACGGGCUUGUGCAUGUUUUUCUGUUAUAAAGCUGAACUUGGAGUAGCUUUGCGAAGGCAGGAUGCUGUAAAUUUUCCAAAAAGAGUUUGUUUCCUCAUAGCAAUAUGCCUCGCAAGACAAAUUUCAGGCCUGACUAUGAUGAAGACUACAAUGAUGACUAUGGCGACUAUGAUGACUAUGUUGGUUAUGAUGACAAAGAGCAUGGACUUUCUACAAAAGGAAAGACUUCUCAGCAAGACAAGGCAUUGAAUAAACCUGUGAUUUGGUCCUGCUACAUUUGCACAUAUGAUAAUGAACAAAGUUUUCUGUCUUGUGAAAUUUGUGGAGUUCUUCGUGACCCCUCUGUUGCCUCUGGCAAGGCAAGUGAUGCAAAAGCACUUGCCAAACCAGUCUUUGGUGCAACUGAUGAGAAAAAUAGGACAACCAAAGUGAAAAUAAAUGAUAAUAUUUCAGCUGCAUUAUCCGAUGAGAGACAAAUGGAUCAUUCUUCAGCCUCGUUUGCUCAAGCAGUGCAACUCAAUCAAACCAAGGGAAAGAAUUCCAAGUUCAAUAAAAACACACUACCAAGUCUAACCAAUGAUGUAGACUGUUUGAAGAUAGAAACAAAUGUCAUAAGAAAAAAAGAGGAUUCACUGGAUGAUUCUAAACCUGGAACAGAGCUAUUACAUGACCAAGAGCAAGGAAAGCAGGUUCAGCUGAAUCUUGCAAUUGUUGGUCAUGUUGAUUCUGGAAAAUCAACAUUAUCUGGAAGAUUAUUGCAUCUUUUGGGAAGAAUAUCCAACAAAGAAAUGCACAAAUACGAAAAGGAAGCUAAAGAAAAGGGCAAGGGAUCUUUUACUUAUGCUUGGGCCAUGGACGAGAGCACUGAGGAGCGGGAAAGAGGUGUAACAAUGACAGUGGCUGUUGCAUAUUUUAAUUCAAAGAAGUAUCGUGUGGUUUUGCUAGACUCCCCUGGCCACAAAGAUUUUGUUCCAAAUAUGAUAUCUGGUGCAGCACAAGCUGAUGCUGCUGUCCUUGUUAUUGAUGCCUCUGUGGGUUCUUUCGAAGCUGGUAUGGAAGGCAGUGGUUUUGGGCAGACGAGAGAGCAUGCUCAACUUAUGCGGAGUUUUGGUGUUGAACAACUAAUAGUAGCUAUUAAUAAGAUGGAUCUGGUAGCUUAUAAGAAGGAAAGAUUUGAUUUCAUAAAGACGCAGCUUGGAUCUUUCUUACGCUCAUGUGGUUUCAAGGAAUCAAACGUAACUUGGAUUCCUCUUAGUGCCAUGGCAAAUCAGAAUUUGGUUACAGCUUCGUCAGAUGCUCGUUUAUCUUCUUGGUACCGGGGAUUGUGUCUUUUAGAUGUGAUAGACUCGUUACAACCUCCACUACGUGAUGUUUCAAAGCCUCUACGUCUUCCUAUAUGUGAUGUCACUAAGUUGCACACACUUGGAAUGGUGGCGGUUUCUGGAAAACUGGAGGCUGGAGCUGUUCAAAUUGGUUCGAAGGGACCGUUUAGGGAUUUCCUUUUGAUUUUCCAAUUGGUAGAAGAUCAGAGUUGUUCCCAAACAAGACACAAAAUGCUUCUCAUCGUGCUAUAUGGUUUUGAGGUCUUAGUUAUGCCUUCAGGGGAAUUUGCUAGUGUUCGAUCCAUUGAGCGGGAUUCUUCUGCUUGCAGCACUGCAAGAGCGGGUGACAAUGUGGCUGUCAAUUUGCAUGGCAUAGAUCCUAUCCACCUAAUACCUGGUGGUGUGCUCUGUCACCCAGACUUCCCUGUGGCCGUGGCAGCAAGGCUAGAGCUCAAGAUCCUUGUUUUGGACAUCAAAAUGCCAAUCAUAAUUGGAUCUCCAGUUGAGUUCCACAUACACCACGUAAAGGAAGCUGCCAGAGUUGUAAAAAUAGUAUCCGUUGUGGAUCAGAAAACUGGAAAGGUUUCUAAAGGUGCUCCAAGAGUUCUCAAGUCUAAGCAAAAUGCCAUAGUUGAGGUGGAAUUGGAUGGCGCUGUUUGCGUUGAAGAAUUCACUAAGUGCAAAGCUCUUGGACGGGCAUUCUUAAGGUCUUCAGGAAACACAAUAGCUGUGGGCAUCAUUACUCGGAUAUUUGAGCAGAAUGCAUAGAUUUUUAGGCAUGAUUAGAAGCCUGUUGAGCUUACAGGGUUCUAUUUUUUAUACCGAAUGAGAAUGGCGGACUAUGCUGUAUAGUAUGAGAAGAGAAUGCUAAAAAAAAAAAAGAGAAGAGAAUGCUGAGAAGUUGAGGCGGUCAUCAGUUUUGCUUGCUUUCAUAAAUUGUUAUAUUAUUAUUAUCACUAUUUUCUUAAGCAUUUUAAAUUCAAGUGCUUAAGAUGUGGAAAUUUUUUAAGAAAAUUAAUCCUCCUUUAAAUUCAUUUC